AUGGCACCAGUGGUACCCGACCCGCCUUCCGGCGCCCUCUUGCCCUUAUACGCUGGCAGCUACGAACACAAGCCCUCGAGUGUUCGCGUCAAGAUCAGUGUUGUGAACAGUAAGCUCCAGAUCGAGGAUCUCGAUCUUCAAGACCAAAAGUAUGGGAUUAAACUCCACGAACGAACCGCAACAAAUGGUUACCCAAUCGAAUUCAUACCUACAGGCACUGUCACACCAGCCGCCCCCCGAGACCGUUCGAGGAGAACAUUGAGCCAAGAGCCCGCCGGCCGGCACAUCAGCUUCUUCCUCAAAGGCAACACCGUUGGCAGGUUGAUCUGGAAGAAGGAUGGGAUCGAAUUCGGAAUGCAAUUCCAAAGGAUGAGCACGCUCCUCAGCCUGCCAGAAGAACUCCGCAGUCGAAUUUUCGGAUUGGCGUUGACGGACGAUGGUGGUGAGAUACAUAUGCGAGAGGAGCAGGGUCACCUCCGCCUAGCCAUCUGCAAUAGUGUACCAUACGCAGACGCGCGAAACGGCUUUGCUAACUACGGGGAUGUGCGAAGUCUUCCAAAGGCCUUCAAUGCCUUACAGUACACCUCCAGGGAGCUGUUCACGCUCACGCGCGGCCUGGAGUUGCGCUUGAACGACCUCAAACUCAACGGGUGGACUUUCGACACCUUCCGACGCCUCGAACAUCUUCGUCCCACUCCUCCAUGGUUCUGGACCGGACCAGACUGGUUCGACAAUGUGCGCAACGUUACCCUCGUCGGCGACUUCAAGGUCGGCAAGACUGCGGACGAGAACAUCCUUCAUGGUAUCUUAAACUUCGGUCGCGCUCACCCUAAGGCUAACAUCUUCGUUGGUAUCGAGUCGCUUCGACUGAAAGGCAAGACGCUGCCCGCCUUCGUCAUGUUGGUGUGGCUAAUUCGAGAAGCUGUUCGAGGCAUUGUGAAGACGGGCUGGAAAGCACAGGGGGACAAGAAGAGCAUCUCCAAGUGGCGCUGGGGGAAAUCAGUGGAUUGGAUGAACGUACAAAACGUACGCUUCAUACCCUCUGAUGACUAUGACGAGGCUGAGCUGAGGAAGCGGACCUCGAAGUACAAGAAGAACAAGAAGACUAAGAAGAAUAAGAAGGCUUCAGGACAGGCGAACGCACCGAAGGAAGAGGGCGUGGUCGGGAUGUUGGUGCAAGAACUUGGAGGCGUUGACGAAUUCUUGGAGUACGUCAAGAACAUCUACAAAGGCUUCUAA
Messenger RNA from Alternaria infectoria, 1239 nucleotides. RefSeq lists its product as uncharacterized. The coding region runs from base 1 to 1239 and encodes 412 amino acids. The record is from RefSeq and is a predicted model, not a curated record. The transcript has a single exon. Lineage: Eukaryota; Fungi; Ascomycota; Dothideomycetes; Pleosporales; Pleosporaceae.